AUGUCAAAAUCAAAAUUCGACUAUUACCAUAAAAAUAUUCUUAUGCCAAAUAAAAAUCGAUUCCAUCUAAUUCGUUUAUCGAAUCCACUUAUGAGCGAACUUAUUUUCUCGUCUGCUGACACAAUUUUGCGAUUCACUCCUCUUGGAACAUUAAUAUUUGAUCAUAUGGAAAUGAAAGAUUUUACUAAGCUUACUAAUCAUUUAGCACAUUUACCUGAAUUGCACUCAUUAACUAUUUCUCUUGCUGAUGGUCUGCAAUCACUAAACGUUCCAUUUUCUUCGAUUUUUCAAUUAAAAACGAUCAAAAGUCAAUAUCAUUUGACUUGA
Rotaria socialis is the source of this 327-nucleotide messenger RNA. The record is from the annotation of a GenBank genome assembly. Lineage: Eukaryota; Metazoa; Rotifera; Eurotatoria; Philodinida; Philodinidae.